CAAAAGCCAUUUCUGUUUCUACUAUCCAACCGCCACCUCAGUCCGCUCUGCUUUUACCCCACCCCCUCAACGCGAUUCCUCUUCGUCCCCCCGCUUCCACCGCAACCCCACAAAGCUCCUCUCGCCGCCGCACCAGCUCGUGACACCCUAACCCUAAAACCCUCACCCUCGCCUUCAUCCCCACGCUCCCAUGGAGGGGCGCGGAGGCUAAGCGCCGCCAACCCUAUCGCAUAUCCCCAUGGAUUGAGUCGAUUCCCAAGGCAUGGGUCCAAACCCUAGCCUGCAACAGCUGGCCGCGGCGGCGGCGGAGGUGGCGAUGACGGCGUCCGAGCCGCCGCCGCCGCCGCGCGCGCGCGUGGUGCGGAUCCUCGUGCACGAUGCUGACGCUACCGAUUCGUCCUCCAGCGAGGAUGAGGCGCCGCCGCCUCCGCGGAGGGCGAGGGUUGGCAGCAGCAGCGUGGGCGCGAGGCGCCGCGUGAUGGAAGCGGCCGGGGCUAAUCCGCCCGUACGCUUCCGUGGCGUCCGCCGGAGGGCGUGGGGGCGCUGGGCGGCGGAGAUCCGCGACCCGCACGGCAGCCGCCGUAUCUGGCUGGGCACCUUCAACAGCGCGGAGGAGGCCGCCGCUGCCUACGACGUUGCAAACAUUCGCUUCCGCGGUGCCAGCGCCCAUACCAACUUUCCCCCCGCUCGCUACUUGCUGCCACUAGAGCCAGCCAAGCCUAUCAUCUCGCUGACUCCUGGGCCAGGAAAGGUGAUCACCUUGCCACCAGUACCUGUGAAAUCGACCGUCCCUCUGCAGGUGAAGGUGAAGGAGGAGGGUGGGAGCUGUGACGGCCAGGGGGAGGAAGGUAGUUCGGAGGUCAAGGCCUUUGCACCAAGGCCGAUGUGGGAGAUGAUCCCUGGGAAGCGCAAGAAGCGUCCGGGCUGUGGCAGUGGCACUCGCCUGCGUGCCAUUCAUGCUGCCUCUGUCUGCGUGGAGGAGGUUGGCGGAGCCUGAGGGCCCAAGUACCCUUAUAAUUACUAUCGCUAGAACCUUGAUUGUCUAUCUCCAUAGCAUCAUUAGAACUUGGUAUUGUAUAAUUUUGGUUAGUGUUAAACUGUUGAUGCGAAAAUCUAUGACUCUGGUUGUGAUAUGAUUGGGUGAUGAUCUUAUGUAUAUAUGGUGUUCUGUUACAUUUGGUAAUAUGUUAUCCGUGUGAUGCAAUGUGCGUGCUUGAAUGUGGAAUUGAACUUAUGCAAUC
This is a messenger RNA of Setaria italica (foxtail millet), 1241 nucleotides long. Its product is annotated as ethylene-responsive transcription factor CRF1. The record is from RefSeq and is a predicted model, not a curated record. Gene Ontology annotation, molecular function: DNA binding; DNA-binding transcription factor activity. Lineage: Eukaryota; Viridiplantae; Streptophyta; Magnoliopsida; Poales; Poaceae. The transcript has a single exon. Gene Ontology annotation, biological process: regulation of DNA-templated transcription. The coding region runs from base 263 to 997 and encodes 244 amino acids.